AUGUUCGCAGCAGCGUAUGCUAUCCGCGGACUGCGUUUUUUGGCCAAGCUCGAGGAAGAGUUCGGUACCCCUUUAAAAAGACGCCUCGGUACAAUCGUCAAACGAAUUUCUGACACGGAAGACUACACAACGGAUGCCCCGUUGUACGACCCCAGGAAGGAGGCCGGACCAGCCGAAGACGAGGUGGAGCCACCGGUGUUCCGCUGGGUGGGCACGUGCCACACGCCCGAGUGUAUGAUGCAGCGGCGUUGGCUGGUCCACAUGAUCACGAAGCAGGUGGAUCCUUGCUGGGAAACCAACGCCUUCGUUUGCGACGGCACCCAGCUUCCAUCGAUGGAGCAACCGAUUCCAAUGGACGCAAACGACACCAGCGACGAUCGCACAUCGUCCAGUACCGUUAUGAGUACCAGAGGGGGUGGCCUGCUCCAUACGACGCCAGGUGCAUUUCAGCAGCCUUACCCUACGAACGAGGAGCUCCAUCGGGCCUGCCUGAACUACGUGUCACAGAAGGACGACGGCGUUGACAGUGUGCGGCAGUUCAUGGCGCAGUUCGGCCUGGACCUUAGCUCCUUGAAGACUGACCCGAACGGGGACCUCAUGUACACGAUGACGCAGAUAUCGUUCGCUUACGGCGUCCACUCUCUACUCGCAAUGGACCGUGCCUUUAACCUCGUUGCCGACCCUGCCCGACCUUUUACCGUGCUGAUGGAUAUCAGUGGUUCGGCCUCGGAGCUGUUUGUACCAUGGGAGAAGGUUACCGCGGAGAACUGGACGCCUUACUACAAGGGCUGUUUGGAAGUUUAUGGAUUGACGGCUAACGAUACUGAUCUUGAUGCGCUGGUGGCCGAACUGAUAGCACGAGACAAGGAAAGGGCUUAUCAGGCAGUAUUAAGCAAAACGAAGCAUGAAAAAGAACACUUUCCCCUUCAUGUCGCCGGUGAAAAGAUUGGAGUGUCUCCAGAUUUCUGGCUGGCCUCAAUUCGCCACUAUGGACGUACUGACUACGACUUGAGUGAUGGAGUGCGGACAACCGAGGCUGUUGUCAGUGUAGCCGCUGCGGCUCUGCGUGGCGAGGACAGACGCAUGUCCUCGCUCAAGGUCGUCGCCUGGCACCUCCUCCGUAGCCUCAUGGGCCACAAGAUUCAGUGUCAUGCAGCCUUCAAGAAAGCCCUGGACACCGGAGGACAGAAGCCAGGGUUGAGCACACCGGAAGAAGUUUGCAAAUGGCAUCUGGGGUUUACAGAAACAAUUCGUGGAGAGGCAAUUGGCCUUAUCAAAGGCCCCAGCGCCAUGCCCUUAGCGCGUAUCCUGGACAUCACGCGGAUGAUGGCCCGCUUGCAACAGACCGCGGCAGCCAUCACCCGUGGCCCGGUCGGCUUGCGGCUCAUCAGCGCCGACGGCAGCGAGGUGGCGAGCAUGACGUUCCCCGAGUCGACGAACGCCCACUCCAGCCAGGCUCCGCGCCUCUUUGCUGGCGUUGACACCAUACCCCAGGCCGGCUUCGUCGCCGAUUGGCUGCGGCGAUUGCGCGCGUGGCACGUGCUUCCACCCGUUUUCCAGGCGCACCUGGAGCUACUGGCUGAGACGGUUGACAAGAUGGUUAACGGGACUGUGCCGCACUUAUUCGCGCCACCCUACUACUACGACGAUGGCCUGGCCGCGUACAAUUACGCAGUCCUGGGACAGCUCAUCUCUCAAGAUAUAGCGGAAUACAUUAAGGCCAAGACAACCGAAGACGAAAAAGCGAGCUGGAAAACGUAUUGGGAACACUACGACGAUCUGGACUACAAGAGCGUCUACUGCCUCUUCUAUAGCAAGGACGCCAGCAACGAGGUGCGCAUAGACCUAUGA
Messenger RNA from Dermacentor silvarum, 1851 nucleotides. RefSeq lists its product as uncharacterized. NCBI's taxonomy places the organism in Eukaryota, Metazoa, Arthropoda, Arachnida, Ixodida, Ixodidae. The transcript has 9 exons. The record is from RefSeq and is a predicted model, not a curated record. The coding region runs from base 1 to 1851 and encodes 616 amino acids.